AGUGACUCGCUUCCUCCGCCGGCGGCGUUAUAAGUGGGUCUACCGAGAGAACAGCUGCAAACUGCAAUUAGUGGAAGCCCUGUAGACGAAAUCCUGCCUUGUUUUUCGUGUCCUCUUUAACCUAGAAGGACCUCGGAGUAUUUCGUUUUGGAAACAAGCGUCUUGGGUACCAGAGAGGAGACAAGAGAGAGAGGGUGUCUUUCAUUUGUCGACGAAAGAUUUCUUUGUGGUUGCGUACAGUGCUUGAAACGAGCCCUCUCCGACUGGGACAGUGUAUACGUGACGAGAUUUUUCGGACGGCAAACGUACGUUCAUCUAGACUGCGAGAAGGAUUUGAUACUAUCCCCUGACUCGGGAAACUACAAGCAGAAAAAAACAUGGCGAAAAGGAACAUCAACUUAAAGGUAGGAAAUAACCUUCCAGUUAACAAAGACGAGAAGAAAGAAAUGGAGUUGUUAGAAGACGGUAAGAAAUGUGACGUCCAUCAAGAAGGAAGGGAAAUAGAGAUUGAGGACGUGGAGAAGGGCAGGAAGGGAAAACUCGACGAAAAGAUCAGAAAUAUAGACAUGGACGACGGCGAUAGAAGAGCGAAAAUGAAGGAGAAAGGGCGAAAAAUGGCCGUGAAAGAAAAAGGAAAAGAGAUGACGACGGAGGAAGUGGGGAAAGUUCUGGAAAUGGAGGAAGAUGGCCGACUGAUCGGGGUGGAGGAAAGAGGGACCAGGACACAGAUGGAUCUGGGCGGGAAGAACCUUGCAAUGCAGGAGGAAGGUCGCAGGGUGGCGCUGCAGGACAGGGACAAACUGAUGCAGCUGGAGGAAAAGGGGAGCCGGAUGGAAAUGGACGAAGAUGACAGGAUGAUGGCAAUGGAAGAAGAUACAAGAAAGCUGUCGGUCAGAGAAAAGGGAAGAAAAAUGGGCCUAAAAGAAGACGAAAAGCGAUUGGCCAUGGCCAAGGAGGGGAAAAAGAUCAUGCUGGAUGAAAAAUCAAAAUCCAUGGCGCUACAAGAGAAGGGAAAAGAUUUAGAGCUGGAAGAGAAACAGAAAAAGAUGGAGGCCGAAGACAUGUGGUCAGGGAGGAAGAUCGCUUCUCAGGACACCCAAAAGAAAAUGGCGCUUGAAGAAAAUGGCCGAAAAACCGCACUCCAAGAGCGCGAGAGAAAAAUGCAGCUUGACGACAAAUUGAGAGGAAAGUCCAUGGAACUCGAAGAAAGAGGGAAGAGGCUUGCCGUCAAAGAAAAGGGAAAGAGCUUCGAGCUGGAAGAGGAAGGUAUGAAGGAGAAACAGAGAGAGGAAUUCCAGGGAGGCCACAAAUCGAAGUCGCAAGAAAAAACCAAGAAGGUCCAACAGACGACCGAAGAGACAGAAGACGGCAGGAGAAUGGAGCUCGAGGAGUCUCAGAAGGAGGAGGAACACAAGGAAGAAACGAAGGUGGAAAACUUCAACGGAGGGUACAUGGAGACCAGCCAAUCCAGCAGUAGCCAGAUGACGAGUGAGAGAAGAGAAGAGAGCUACGAAGGAGGGAACAUCACGAUGGGCAUGGCUGAUUUCGACGACGAAGAUUGGGGGAUGGGGUUCCCACCGCAGGGCAAAGCCAGCAGAAAACCACAGAAAGGGCGCAGAAGGAUGGGCUCCGGCUUCGAGAGAGAGAGCGACGACAAGAUGAGAGAAAUGGAGGAAGAGAUGGCGAGAAUGACAAUGGGAGGAGCACAGAUGAAGAUGCAGGGAGACAGCGCCAUGGAGGAUUUGAUGAGGAAGAUCAGCAGCCAACAGGGAGGAGGAACAACAAGGAAGAGCUACAUCCAGAGGGGAGGGAGUUUCUCUAUGGAUGAACUAAUGGGAUCAGGAGGGGAGUGCAGCUUCUACAGCCAUGACAUUGACCUCUAAAGCUCACAUGACCUUCAACAACAUAUCCCCAUGUUCAAAUGGUAACCCCGCCCUUAUAUUUUUACAUGUAAGGUCUAGGAAAAUGUUGUACUUCAGAUUUAAGUUCUGAAAAAAUCCUAUUCUUUCUUUAACCUUUUUUUUUUUAAUUUCGACUGAAGUAAUGACCCUCCCCCCCCCCUAAAGUCUAGGGUUGGCUGAUUUUUGUUAGGGCCGGUCUGGAAGCAAAAAAAACAUUUUUUUUCCUAGGUAUAAGAAAGAUCAUGAUACUUUACUGGUUAUACCAGACGACAGUCGGUGUAUAUUUGAUAUUUUCUUCGUACAUAUUUCGACAGAGGUUGUAGAAAUAUAACACAAUAUUUUAUAAAAUGCACGUAAAUGCACGUGUUUAUAUACAUGCAUUCUGUGACAAAUUCAAAAUUUAGACGUAACUUGACUUAGCCGUUUGUAAGCUUGACUAGCUAAACUGAUUAGAUUAAAACAAAAAACCAAUCGCUGUAGAGCAUGGAAGUUAUCUAAUGAACGUGUUUAAGGCACGUCCGUUAUACAUGAUAUCACCAAACAGUGUUACAGAGUAUUAACAUAUUUCACAGUUCUAUAUUUACAAAGACCUUACAAACCGUUUUGGUCUGGCACAUGUCUUUUCGUGACCAAAUUUUAGUUUAAACCAACGUAUUAACUGUUGUAUUUUUUAAUUCCACAAACUUUAAGGUAAAGAAAAAUCUUAGAUUUUAGUUUAUAAUUGAGAAGCUUAGUAAUAGGUUUUGUUGUACACUAACAUAACGAUAAGACUAGAUAUCAAUAUAAUAUCUAAUGUGAACCGAUAUAUGUAGUUGAAAAUCGUUAGAAGAGUUAGAGUUAGAAAUAUAGAGUGGUAAUAAUUUCUGGUUGGUAAAUUCAAAAUAUAGUAAUUUCAAAAUGAAUUAUGAAAAUGGAAAAUGUCAGAAUUUUGAUAAUAUUACAGACGUUUUAUCAAGCCAGCAUACCGCAGGGUCUUGCUUUAUUGGCGUGUUCCUGUCUGCCAACUGCAAUGCGGAGAAUGUCGUGUAUCUGCUUACAUUUGUCUGCUGCGAAUGUCCCGGAUUAGAACGCCAUGUGGGACUGUGUAGAACCAUCGAAAUGUGACGCUAAACAAAAUUCAUUUGUUGUGAUCGGAGAUACUGGAACAUUAGCAGUACGUCGACAGAAAUAAACAUGCGAAGAUUUCGUUUAUGGUAAGAGGGAUUUCAUGCUUUCUCUACGUAGUCUGGUUGUUUUAGUUUUAACACCUCUUGAUGCAUUUUGCAAUGGCAUAGAUUGAACGUCUUCCGUCGACGUCGCCUGAUAUUAUUUGUUAGCCAAAACCCUAUAGAUUGCAUUUCAAGUGAUAGCCCUGUUAACUG
Molecule: messenger RNA, 3262 nt
Organism: Branchiostoma belcheri (Belcher's lancelet)
Lineage: Eukaryota; Metazoa; Chordata; Leptocardii; Amphioxiformes; Branchiostomatidae
Product: trichohyalin-like
Exons: 2
Coding region: 378-1883 (501 amino acids)
Source: RefSeq, a predicted model, not a curated record